Molecule: messenger RNA, 1053 nt
Organism: Opisthorchis viverrini
Lineage: Eukaryota; Metazoa; Platyhelminthes; Trematoda; Opisthorchiida; Opisthorchiidae
Exons: 1
Source: RefSeq, a predicted model, not a curated record
AUGUCAAACCAAGCAAAAUCACAGACUGACUCAUCUUGUCAGGCUGCUCCACCUACAGCUGACCAAUUAGCAUACCCCGCCUCAAAUAUUUUUACUUCGUCCACCGGCAUAGUGUCUUCUUCGAUGCAUUCCGUGUCACCAGAUCACACCACAAACUCUCCACAAGCGCUACCAUCUAUAAACAACCCAUCUUCUCAAUUGACCGAUGUUUAUUUGGCUUUUCUUUGCCUACCUACUGCGUGCGCUUUAAUUUUUGAACAGUUCAUGGGGGAAUCGGCCUACAACACCAUACAGUUUGAACCCAUUCUACUGACUCCGCUCUUCAAUGUUCCUACACUAUCAGGUCAGUUGCAAUUGUUGAUGGCUUAUCCAUUUGAUAUUCAGCCCGUUCACUCGGGAUUCCCAUUUGAUUUACUAUACGAAGUUGUUCCAGUUGAAACGACUUACGGUACCACAUGGAGACAGGAAACAUUUGGACCUCAGACUAUCGGAAAAAGUAUGCCAGGUGACUUUAUCCAUCAUGAUCCUUCCGAGCAAAUAAGCUUGGUGCCUGAGAAAGUUGCUACAGCUAACGAAGUGGGGGUGGAUGGUUCUGUGGAAGAUCCUAAAAGAGAUAAAGCAAUGGAGGAUGAGAUUAGUUCACAGGUCAAAAAGACUUCCUGUGCAACAGCCUGCCAUCCACAGUGCUCGCUGUCUUCCUGUCCAUUAACGCCACAUCACGAGAGGUUUAUCGGGAGUUUGAAUAACCUUCCGGACAGUCGUGCUAUAGACGAGACAAGCUCUGUCUUCGAGGCAGUAAAAGAAACAUCCUUGGUGUCACACUCAAAAUCAAGAUCAGUAGUCCAAGCAACUCAUGAACGAAUCCCAACCUCCGUCUUUGCAAUGAAGCCAGGGGCGACCAAAAACCAGCAAGACCUGUUGUCAUUGGCAGCGGUUGACCGUUUCCAUUCGGAUAUUUCAACGGCUGCUGGCGUAAUUCGAGAAGUUCACUCUAACAUGGGUACUGAUCAAAACUGUGGGAGAAACCUGCACAUUGAUUCGGCAGCCACUGGC